Molecule: messenger RNA, 1044 nt
Organism: Purpureocillium lilacinum
Lineage: Eukaryota; Fungi; Ascomycota; Sordariomycetes; Hypocreales; Ophiocordycipitaceae
Biological process (GO): transmembrane transport
Cellular component (GO): plasma membrane
Molecular function (GO): transmembrane transporter activity
Source: RefSeq, a predicted model, not a curated record
AUGGUAUUUCGCUUCAUUUCCGGCUGUGCAGGCGGCACGCCCUUGGCGCUCGGUGGCGGAAAGAUUGCCGACUUGACUUCUCUGAAACAGCGCGCUUCGGCCAUGACGCUGUUCAGUCUAGGGCCGCUAACUGGACCGGUCCUCGGCCCGCUCAUCGGGGGUUUCGUCGCCGAGGCGAUUGGUUGGCGCUGGACGUUUUGGCUGCUUGCCAUUGUUGGCGGUGCCCUUGCAACUGCCGCCGCUGCCAUCAUGCGUGAGACGCAUCCCAAGGUCCUUCUGGAGCGAAAAGCUCAAUAUCUCCGUGCCUCUACCGGGAACCAAGACUUCGUGUCCAAGCUCGCCAGCACCGAUACAGCCAGCAGGAUCCUUACGCAGGCGUUAGUUCGCCCCAUCACGCUAUUGCUUCGCUCGCCAAUCCUCCUCGUCAUUUCUCUAUACGUGGCGCUGGUGUUUGGGUUGCUAUAUAUACUGUUCACCACGUUUAGCCCUGUCUUCGAGGGGAAAUAUGGCUUCACCACCUCCACGUCCGGCUUGGUAUACUUGGGGCUUGGGAUCGCACUGCUGUUCGACGUGCUUCUAUUUGGCGCGUUGAACAUGCGAGUCCAGGCAGCUGUUCUCAAGGCCAGUGGCUUGCCACGACCACAGCCUGAGCAUCGAUUGGUGCUCAUGAUCAUUCUCAGUCCCUUUGUCUCGCUGGGCAUGUUCAUGUACGGCUGGACAGUCCACUAUACAGUUCACUGGAUUGUCCCCGUGAUUGCCACUACAUUCAUCGGCUUCGGAGCGUUUUUCGUGGUUAUGCCCGCACAACUCUACAUUGUGGACCUCUUCGGCUCCGAGGCGGCGGCGUCUGCCCUCAGCGCCAGUUUGCUACUGCGUUAUGUGUCUGGAACGUUUCUGCCACUGGCCGCGCCAAAAAUGUAUGAAACGCUUGGCUAUGGAUGGGGCAAUACGCUGCUUGGGUUUCUGGCUCUGGCCUUUGUCCCUGCUCCAAUCCUCUUCUACAAAUACGGCGAAAGACUUCGUCGAAAGACCGUCUUCUUUUAA